Anopheles darlingi is the source of this 1185-nucleotide messenger RNA. RefSeq lists its product as uncharacterized. The transcript has 4 exons. Bases 96 to 767 code for a protein of 223 amino acids. The record is from RefSeq and is a predicted model, not a curated record. NCBI's taxonomy places the organism in Eukaryota, Metazoa, Arthropoda, Insecta, Diptera, Culicidae.
AAGGGGGCAUCUAAAAAUAUACUUGACUGGAGCGAUUUAGCCCAUAGUGCGAUGAUCUUUCCAAAGUUGUCAACCUUUGUUGUUGUUCCGGCGCGAUGGACGAAUAUGUUGUGAAAUGGCUCAAAGAGUGGGAAUUGGAUGAUCUGGUGGAUAGAUUUCGUGAGGAGGAAGUGGGUGAACGGGCCUUUAGAAACCUGCCAGAUGAGAUAAUUCGGGAAUUGAUACCGAAGCUCGGCAAGCGAGCUAUCUUCUUGACGAAUUAUGCUUGCUACAAACAAAAUCUUCAAAAUCCGCCUGCAGAGAGUGCACCAGAAAUUGAUUCACAGGAAGAUGACACCGACACAACAUCGGAGGUACCUGUCCCGUUCCGGACGCCACCACAGCAAGUACCAUUCUCUAUAGAAGAGAUCAGCUGCAUCACUCGUGAAGAUCAGGAAGCCAAAGUAAACCUAUUACAGCUACUCGAGCGAACACCUAGCGCGGUGCAUUUGAUCAAGAAAGAGUUCUUCACUCGCAAAGAUCGAGAUCUAUUGUCACACGUCGUGAUCCAACAUCUGUGGCCGGAAUGCUGUGAGGAUGUAUUACCACAGGACACACUUUUGCUUUGGUCCAGGGCGGUAGAGUUUCUGUUCUGCCACGAAAUAGCUUCUAUCUACUGCCGUUUGGAUGAAGAUGGCGAACUCCAUGGCAUUUUCAUCAAAUGCAUCACCGGACUGAAACAAAGAGUUGCGAGGGACAAGCGAUUGGGUGAGUCUAUUAUGCUGUAAUGUUCUGCAGGACAUACCAACCCUCGGAACGCCAUCAACGACGUAACGAACAGAUACGAUUGCGAACGGCACUCCAAAGCAUGAAAAAUCCCAUCAGACGGCCGGUGGUGGAAGCUCGACAGCGAUUACGGCGAGCGCAGGACGAACUUCGGAAAGCGCAACUAGCAGAAGAUAGCGAGCAGGAGGAUCGUUGGCGCGUGGAGGUGGAUGAAGCGGCAGAAUUACUGGCUGAAGCGCGCCGGAAUCGACGCAUGCAAUGGCAGCGAGAGUGGAGACAGAAACAAAAGUCCCAGAGUAGUCAGGACAAGGAGCAUGAAAAUGCAUCAGAAUCAGGAUAAUAAUCAAAAUCUUCUCUCAUCCAUGUCAUUCUGUUAUUUAUGCUAAGUUUAGUAUACACCUAUGAAUAAAACAUUAAAUU